GCUUCGCGGCAGUUUACCGAACUCCCAGAAGAAGUGGCGUCUGAAACCUCAACUGAUUCAAUCAAUAAGGGUUUGGACAAGCACAGAAAUUUACUAGAAAAGGAUUAACAUAGUCUCCAGGACUUUUAUCCUAAACCAAUACAUCUGAAUCUGAAAUUGGAAUGCACACAAUUUGAAUUUGGACGGCACACUUGUUGACGGGAGCUUAUUGUGCUUUAGGAUACACGAGAUUUCCAGUUGGACAUUGCUUCUUGUCAACGUGCAUGCCAUUUUUUCUUUUUACACCUAAACUAACUUGGACCCGUUCAGUUUUAUCGGUUAUGGGAGAUCAGUUGAUUUCAAGUUGAAACUACUUUCUCUUUUUUCUGAAAUCAAAACCCGAUGUUAAGUGCUAAACUACGACUUCUACGUGGCUUGGCUCCUGUUAGCUUUGAUGAUUCAAUCCUUUACUGUUCUACUCUACCGAAUAAUAAUAAAUGUGAAGCAUCAAAAAGUGCUCAGCCAAGUUAUGUUAACUUGGGAAAAUCUUUCCCUCAACAUUUCCAACAGUCUCAGUUACAUGAAGUGUAUCUGCCUACAUUUUCAUCGACUGUUGGAAAAUCAGCUGUAAAUCAUUUUGUUACAUCGAAUGGUCCUACAGUUGUGAGUAAUCCUACUAAUAAGUGUGUAGAGAAGAAAAAUCAAAGUUGUCAAACUGAAUCACUAGAAUCUGAAGUAUGUAUUGAAAGUCUUUCAACGACUAUAUCACAAAUUUUUCACAAAUUGAACCGUCAUGAACUGAAAAACAUGUCGAAUUGUGAACGAACACAAUUUCCUAAAUUAUGGUUAGAUUUAAGCGAGCUGAACUACUCACCAGCUCAGUAUAAUCUAGGCGUUUGGUAUGAAAUACAAGCAUCAAAGUGUCUACCAUUGCAUGACAAUUUAAAACGACAUUAUACUAAUCAAGCAAGUUAUUGGUAUAGGUGUGCAGUGAGAAAAGAUUCUCAUCCAUUGGCUGCGUAUAAUUUAGCCUGUUUAAUGCUAAAUUCACACCAAUCGGCUUUUAUUACUAUUGACUGUACAGAUAAACGGAAGGGGGAGGAGCAGGAGGAGGAGAAGGAGGACUACACGGUUAUCGAUCUAAUGAAACUUGCUGCUGAUGGUAAUGUGAAACAGGCGAAGAAAUACUUGUCUAAACACACACUGUAAUGUUGUAGAGAUGCGUAAUCCACUCUAAGUAGAGUUAUACAACCCUAUUUAUUACACAACCCCCUUUCAAGUGCAACUCUUAUCCUCCCUUGUGUAUAAUUAGUAUAAUUUGGUUAUAUUUUAGCUGACUUGAAGAUCAUUUUUAGCUCUGAUGACCAUUUUCAAUCUUUCAAGAAGCAUUUAUACAUAGUUCCUUCAAUAAAAUACAAACAAACGGAGCAUUUCAUGACAAAAAACACAUCCCGGUUGUUUAAAAAACUUAGUUUUGAUAUGUUUAUUAUUAUUAUUAUUAUUAUCACUACCGAUAUAUUAUACUACUUUUGAACUUAAAUAAACCUUUAUCCCAUAA
Trichobilharzia szidati is the source of this 1537-nucleotide messenger RNA. Lineage: Eukaryota; Metazoa; Platyhelminthes; Trematoda; Strigeidida; Schistosomatidae. The record is from the annotation of a GenBank genome assembly.